UCGUGCCUUCGAGUGGCGGCGAAGCCACCACGGACUUUGAUACUGUCGCAGCCCCGGGCUCCCGUUUCGGCCAAGCUCCGUCCGCCUUCCUGCGCACAGUACGGGACGUGACCGGUGACGGCGUGGAGAUGAGUGCCUCCAUGAACAUUCUGCUGUACACUGUGCGCAAGAAGUUCUCGUCAGUGCAGCACGUGUCGACCGACACAGUGUACUCGUGGCUGUACCCGCGGCCGCGGCCCGACCUGCUGCUGCUGGACACGCGCGCCGCGGCCGAGUUCGGUAUCAGUCGGCUGCCGCACGCCGUGCACGUGGACCCGGACAGCGACGAGCCGACGCUGCGGCGCACCGUGGCCGCCCUGCUGCCGGCCGGCGUCGACAAAACUACCAUCGCCUGUUACUGCUCCGUAGGGUACCGCUCGGCCACGGUCGCCACGCGGCUCAACGGUCUGCGCGCCGCCAGCCCCGAGCUGCCCAACUUCGAGGCGGUCAACAUCGAGGGCUCCAUCUUCAAGUGGGCCAACGAGGGCAAGCCGCUAGUGGACGCCGCCGGCGAGCCCACGCGCUCCGUGCACCCGUACAACUCCGUGUUCGGGCGCCUGCUGAAAGCCGAGCUGUGGCAGUUCCCUCAGCAGCACUAGAGACGAUGCUAUGCGUCCUCCUUCUUCUGCAGUGUGCGUGUGCCGUGUGGGGUGACUACCUGAUCCAGAGCAUCCGGGGUGAAGUGGAGGCCGGCAACUACACCUACUACAAGCUGCAGUGGGACGGGCCGGUUACUGUCAUUUUGGAGACGCU
Messenger RNA from Pollicipes pollicipes, 792 nucleotides. RefSeq lists its product as uncharacterized. Lineage: Eukaryota; Metazoa; Arthropoda; Thecostraca; Pollicipedomorpha; Pollicipedidae. The record is from RefSeq and is a predicted model, not a curated record. Bases 129 to 638 code for a protein of 169 amino acids. The transcript has 3 exons.